AGUUGACACGUGAGUGUGAUUAUGCCCGAUUUGUUUUAUGACCGAAAAGAGCAAAAUUGUUUUGUUAAACAAUAAAUUCACUUUGUCACAACACGACAUUUUUUAAAUUAAUUAGAAAAUAAUCGGUGAGUUGAGUUUGCGGUCGCGGUCACAAAAACUGUCAAUUUCCAAUUUGAAUUUCAAAAUGCGAAAUAUUGAAAUUAAGGCCAAAGUUAGGCAGCUCGCAAAGCUAAUUGAGCGUGCGAAGGCCCUAAGUGAGACCACGGGUGAAGUGAUAAAGCAACACGACACUUUUUAUUCAGUUGCAAAAGGCCGGCUAAAGUUGCGGAAAUUUGAGAGCGGAGAUGCGGAAUUGAUAUAUUACGAAAGGCCGGACGUUGAAGGACCAAAGUUAUCUUCCUAUGAGAAGGCAAUAAUAAAAUCAGAAGGGGUCCAAGAUUUGCAUAAAGUGUUAGAUAGGGCUUUAGGUUCAACAGGAAUUGUGAAAAAAGUUAGGUAUUUGUUUAUGGUGGGCCAGACCCGAGUUCAUAUCGAUUCUGUUGAAAAUCUGGGUGAUUUCAUGGAACUCGAAGUGGUUUUGAAACCUGAACAGACUCCUGAAGAUGGGGAGAAAAUUGCUUUGGAACUUAUGGAGGAUUUAGGGGUUGAGAAGGAGGAUCUGAUGUCGGGGGCAUACACUGACUUGCUCAGACAAAAGGAGAUUCAUUAAACGUUAAUGUUUCUUAAAUUACUAAUAAAAUAUUUAUUUUA
Messenger RNA from Tribolium castaneum (red flour beetle), 750 nucleotides. RefSeq lists its product as uncharacterized. Bases 185 to 709 code for a protein of 174 amino acids. The record is from RefSeq and is a predicted model, not a curated record. The transcript is spliced from 4 exons. NCBI's taxonomy places the organism in Eukaryota, Metazoa, Arthropoda, Insecta, Coleoptera, Tenebrionidae.